Messenger RNA from Exophiala aquamarina CBS 119918, 3372 nucleotides. RefSeq lists its product as uncharacterized. The coding region runs from base 1 to 3372 and encodes 1123 amino acids. NCBI's taxonomy places the organism in Eukaryota, Fungi, Ascomycota, Eurotiomycetes, Chaetothyriales, Herpotrichiellaceae. The record is from RefSeq and is a predicted model, not a curated record. The transcript is spliced from 2 exons.
AUGCCUUCACUCAAGGACCUCGUCUGUGUGGUCCAGUGGGCUAACACUCGCUCUCCUUUCCCUGAAUACGGCACUCGGUACGGCGAUGGCGUCGUGGAGACCUACAUUGCCAUUCCUAGUCACCCCCAAGCUUUCACCAUCAGGCUCACCUCUAGGAAGUUUAUAUCUGAGGGCCUAUCUAUGGUCGUCUUCAUCGACGGGAAUUACCAGUGCAACCGCAACAGAGUCAAUCUGCGACCAACCAAGAAAAACAACCACUCAGAUCGAUCUGAGGUCGACUUCAUCGUGAGACAGAAAGAAAAACCUAUGGGAGACGGCGCAUACCUCGGUCGCGAAUGGCGUUUUGACGAUCACAACAUUGUUCCCGACCUCCCACGCGGUGUCAAUCAGAGUCACUUUGACGAACUCGGCACUAUUGAAGUUCUAGUCCUGAGAUGCCAUACCCACAACCCCACUGAGAGCCAGAUGUCAGCCUCUUCAUCCGGCGAAGACAGUCUCAUCUAUUCUGGUGACGUAAACACUUUCAACGAGGAGGAAAAUGACUUUGAUCCGAAUCAUGAGUAUUCCAAAGUCAACCAGGAAUUUGAGCCCGAAGAAGGCGGCCUCGGGGCGAUGUUCGGGCUUUUUGAUGGACCGUCUGACUAUCCUCCUGGUUACUAUGGCCAUCAUGUCACUCCCCCCUCCAAUGGAUACCACCAGUCUUGUGAUUGGCAACCUCCAAGCGGUGAGUAUGAGCGUCGGCGACCGCAAAGACCACUUGGACCACCCUAUCCACCUGAACAAGGCUCCUCUCAUCCCCAUUACUACCGAUCGGAUCCGCAGCCUCUCAACCAGCACCACCAGCACUUCUUUAUCCGUGAACGUCCUCCAUCCCACACAUAUCCCACCUAUGGACAGAGUAAGCCAGAGCGAAGGGUUCACUUUGAUUAUGGAGAUAUCGAAACCCAAAAUGGGCAUCACCGUGAAAGACAUGAUCAUAUUGCACUACAUUCUGAUCGGCCGGCAUGGAGAGGUAACCCAGAUUAUUUCCAUAAUCGAGCGGGCCCCGGGUACCAAGAUCCAGAGCCACAUCCUCGAGGGCCGCAUCCAUAUGAGGACUAUGCACCUCCUCCCCCCAGCAGCCAUUAUGCCUACGAUGCAGACAAUCGUGUCUACCUCCCAUACGCUGAUCAAAGCCACGCGUAUGGCAACCAUCACCAGGCAGGCCACCACUCUAUUCAACCGUUUGGCCAGCAGUCUACAGUUGGUCAUCAAUGCCCGGGCCCUGCUAAUUUCCCAAUCACGCCAGUUCCUUGGGUAGCUGGUCAGCCACAAUUCUCUACUCAAUCUGUCCCUGUAGUGCUUCCUCCAAAUUUAGUUCCAGUUCCACGUCCAGUGACAGGAAUGCCAAUCUACUCAGCACCAGGCGCGGCCGCCUUCUUUCAUUUACAACCUCCUGCCAACGUAUCAAACAUGAUACCGCAACCCGUACCGGCCCCUUUCGCUGCCCCGCAAAUCGGCCGGGAAAAUGCUAUGCAACAAACCACGAAUGGUCGCACCUCUUUUAGUGGCGCAAACAAUAAUCCAUCAGCGGGAGGUGGGGACUUUGCUACUGGAAAUAACACUACUUCAAAUGCCAACAAUGGCGCGGGUGGUACUCAUGAUUGGAACAUUAAUACUGAUAAUGUGGCCGGAUGCGACACUUGGGACAGGAACACCGGCAACACCACCACUGAUUCAGGGGCUAAUUGGAACAACAAUACCGGAAAUACUGCUACUAAUGAAAACGGUGAUUGGAAUAAUAAUAACGACACACAGAAUAACAAUUCAAGUGGCUGGGAUAAUAGCAACGACGUGAUGCAAAACAACAAUGAUUCCAAUGGCGAUGGCUGGGGCGAUACCAAUCAAAGCAAUGAUAAAGUUCAACCCGACAACUGGAACACCGAUCAAACCAACAACACAAAUGGCGACUGGAAUAGUGACCGGAACAACAACGCAAAUGGUGAUUGGAAUAAUGAUCAGACCAACAACGCAAACGACAACACGGACAAUACCCCAACACCAGCGACUUCUGGUAAACGAUCUUUGUAUGGGCCACAUGGUGCUUACUACACUUCCAAAGUGUUUGCAGACACGGAAGCUCCGGCCGAUGCCGAAGAGGAACCACGAUAUGAUGUACCACAGGCCAUUGCGCAGGGCCGGGGAACGUCAAAACAGGUCCAACCGGGGAAGGGGUACCUUUACAACAAGAAAAGAUGUGCCCCAAGAUACAUCGACACCAUGGAUGAGCCUUAUGCGAGAUUUGUUUUCAAAUACCGUACGAAGGAGCAAAUCAAGAACGAAACUGGUAUUGAGGUUGCUGCUGAACCAACCGACAAUGCAGAUGUCAAUGCAUUGGAGCAGCUAGACAAAAACGAAUUAAUUCAAAUGGUGAUCCGAGCUAAAGGUGCCCUGGGUGGAGAGAUACCAGCUCCAUUGCCAAAAGAUGCGGCAGCAAAGACCCCGACGCCUUCUUUUGAGCAAGUUCCUGUUGAACCUCCAGAGACUGCGUUUCUCAAGUACAGCCUGCCACCGGCUCGAGUGGUCUCAUUUCAGGGUUUGGGCAUCAAAAAUUCCCCGAACGACAAUUCGAACAGUCAACAAAAGAAUUCGUGGGACAAUACACAACAGGCCUCUGGUGAUCAAAACUGGGGUUCUAGUGGGAAUAACAACAACACAGGCGGAGACGACUGGAACAAUGGCAAUAGUGGUGGUGCACCAGGGUGGAGCGAUAACGUCCAGCAAAAUAACAAUGCGCCGUCUGGAGUUGGCGCGGGUUGGGAUGGUCAACAAGAAAAGAAUACCAGCAAUACCAAUAAAGGCAAGAGGGGCAGUGUAGACACCCAGAACCAGGGCUCGGGAACGAUGGGAAGUUCUCAGCAGCAGCAGAAUAACUCACGACGUAGCUCCGCCAUCAGCCCGAAAAACAACAUCAGUGCCAACAACAACACAGCGGCAGGUGACCCUGAACUCACCAAAUACCUAGCAGAAGCCACCAGAAUUGGAGGCCCAUCUGGUCCGAACCCGAACUGGGCCACUCCAGCAGGACCUCAGCAAUCCCGGCAGAACCAAACCCCGCAGCCGCAGCCGCAACCCUCCAGCGGCGGAAUACAAACGAUCGGGACGGGAUUCGUGGGCGGUGGAGGAGCAACAACGACGUCUCUCAACUACCACAAGAAGCCACCGACUCCAGAACUCAAACCGUGCAGUCCCGCCACGGUCGACAACGGCGAAUGGCCCGUGGGACCGCCUGCGCCGGACCAGACAGCGUUUGGAGCUGGAGCUGGAGCUGGAGCUGGCGUCGCAGGGUUCAUGCCUUCAGCGCAAGCUGCCGCACCAAGUGGAGGCUGGUGA